GACGAGCGCGGGUCUGUUCGGUUCCUGCGCCGCGCCUGCUCUCGCCUCAUCUCACCACCCAGCAACAACCAGCGCUCGCUCGUCCGUCCGUCUGCGGCUAGGCCACCGAAGCGUAUCUGCAGCACAGCGAAUCUAUCCGAGCGAUAUCUUCCUCCUCCAGUCACCCAAGCAAAAUCGCCAUGCAGCCACAGGGAGCAUCACAGCACCAGCAGCCCCACAACGGCGCUGCCGAAGUCGUUCUUGCCUCCGCUGGAUACGAUCACACAAUUCGGUUCUGGGAGGCCUUGAGCGGCAUCUGUCUGAGGACCAUCCCACACCCCGAUUCGCAAGUGAAUCGUCUGGCCAUCUCGCACGACAAGAGGCUCCUCGGCGCCGCCGGCAACCCCCACGUCCGGCUCUACGACGUGCAGGCAAACAACCCCAACGCAAUCACCAGCUUCGAUGGCCACACCGGCAACAUCACCUCCAUCGCCUUCCAGUCGGCCGGCCGCUGGGUUGUCACCGGCUCCGAAGACGGCACCAUCAAGAUCUGGGAUGUUCGAGCCCCUGGUGUCCAGCGCAACUACACGCUCUCAUGUGCGGUCAACGAUGUGAUCAUCCACCCCAACCAGGGCGAGCUCAUCUCAUGCGACCAGAGCGGACACAUCAAGAUAUGGGAUCUGGGCGAAAACGCAUGCAGCCACGAGUUGAUGCCUGAGGAAGAUAUCCCUGCGCGCUCGGUGACUAUGGCCUCCGAUGGAUCAAUGUUGAUCGCAGCCAACAACAAGGGCAACAUCUAUGCCUGGAAGAUGAAGAACAAGGGCGACAUGUCCGAGAUGGGCCAGCCGGUGCAGAUACCUGCACACAAAAAGUUCAUCACCAAGUGCCUCCUCAGUCCCGACACGAGGUCGCUUGCAACGUGCUCAGCCGAUCAUACCGUGGCCCUCUGGGACACAAAUCACCUCGAAGCUGGCGCCAAAGAGCCCUCCAAGACCCUAAAGGGGCACGGCCGAUGGGUCUGGGAUUGCGCCUUCUCGGCCGACUCGGCCUACCUCGUCACAGGGUCAUCGGACCAUUCUGCGCGUCUGUGGGAUCUCACCACAGGCGAGACGAUCCGCCACUACAACGGCCACCAGAAAGCUGUCGUUUGCAUCGCCCUGCACGAUGUGAGCCUAUAACCACUCGGUGGGAUAGAGCGCGAGUCGGGCACAGCGCAUGACUACAUUGGCCUCAGUCUCAGG
Polychytrium aggregatum is the source of this 1220-nucleotide messenger RNA. Its product is annotated as WD40-repeat-containing domain protein. NCBI's taxonomy places the organism in Eukaryota, Fungi, Chytridiomycota, Chytridiomycetes, Polychytriales. Gene Ontology annotation, biological process: regulation of actin cytoskeleton organization; TOR signaling. The coding region runs from base 180 to 1157 and encodes 325 amino acids. The record is from RefSeq and is a predicted model, not a curated record. Gene Ontology annotation, cellular component: TORC2 complex; TORC1 complex. Gene Ontology annotation, molecular function: protein binding. The transcript has 9 exons.